Stylophora pistillata is the source of this 823-nucleotide messenger RNA. RefSeq lists its product as uncharacterized. Gene Ontology annotation, biological process: fatty acid biosynthetic process. NCBI's taxonomy places the organism in Eukaryota, Metazoa, Cnidaria, Anthozoa, Scleractinia, Pocilloporidae. Gene Ontology annotation, cellular component: respiratory chain complex I; mitochondrion. The record is from RefSeq and is a predicted model, not a curated record. Gene Ontology annotation, molecular function: acyl binding; acyl carrier activity.
GAGGGUAGUUGUCAGAGAUCUCAAAAUGGCGACCAACAUGUGUCGACGUCUGGGUAGAAGUCUCCUUUAUCACCCUUUAGUUCGGAGACAGCACACACGCUUUGUAUGCUUUUCACCACAGGUAGUCUUUGCUACUUUCAAGUACCUGCAGAAUCCAUUUCCUGGAAUUCACUCCUCUGAAAGAAAGCGAUAUAAUCCUAUGGGUGUUCGCACGCUCGCUGACGCAGGAACGGCAUUGACGAGAGACGAAAUUCAGACACGGGCGAUGGAUGUUUUAAAACUUUUUGAUAAAGUGGAGGCUGAAAAGGUCUCAAGUAAGAGUCACUUUGUCACUGAUCUUGGGUUGGACAGUUUGGAUGUAGUGGAAAUUGUCAUGGCACUAGAAGAUGAAUUUGGUAUUGAAAUUUCAGAUGAAGAGGCUGAAAAGGUUUUCACUGUAGAAGAUGCUGUAGAGUUCAUAUCCAAGGCACUGGAUAUACAUUAACGUGAGCAGGGUACUCAGCUUAAGCCUUCAAAUGGGAUUUCACUGUGUCUACUUAAACUGACAGCUUCUCUUGAGAAUUACCCAUCUUUUUUUCAUUAUUGUGAUUAGUGAAACUUUAAGUCAACAACUUUUUAAUAUAAUUCCUAUAUUACAGUAUUCUACCAAAUGGUGAGGAGAUUGGAUGACUGUGUGCUUUGUGAAAUUACAGUGGAAGACUCAUGUAUACUGCAUCUCAUUCAUUUUAACCCAAGUUACUUGGUGUUUGUAAGCUCUCAGUUGGAUUGGUAAAGCAAGUUUUAUGUAUGCUGCUCAGUAUUAACAAUGUGUCUUUUCUUGUCA